AUGGUUAGCUCUAGGCCCAGACGAAGCCAGUGUCUUAAUUAAGAUCGAAUUGAUGUUCCUUUCUCGUUUUCCUUUGUGUUUCAACAGCAAGUGAGAAAGAUAUAAAGCAACAAAAUGUGAUUUCAUUUUUCAGAGGCGGCCGAUCGCCAUGUUCACGGUCAUGAACGUGAGAGCAGUUUUUUAACCAAAGACAAAAUCCUUUCAUUAUUUUGAUCAAAUCAUGUUAGUUCGAGCGUCUCCUUUACAUAUUUCCUUCGAUGAGGGCGUUGAGCAAAAAAAAGCUGUUUUGGAAUGGACUUUUGGAAGAACCGAAAAUGCCUAUGUUGAGAAUAUACGAUCGUGGCGACGACGUCGCUGGUCAUUUGCACGUUAUUCUUCUUGUUCGCUGUUUUCGUGCUCGUCUUCAAUGUCCGUCGCGCCAUCAAGGUCUGCCGCCGUCGCAAGCUCAAUUUCUCCGAGAUUCGUGUCAGUAAUCUCCACUUUUUAAAUUUAUAUUUUGUUUUGCCUUGAAACUCCGGUGAAAAGCAACUCUGAGUGCUCUGAGUUAUGAACUCAGUUCGCAAAGCUUCGAAUUUAGGGCGCAAUUAGCUUUUUAUGAAAGAAAAAUAAACCUCUUUUCCUUUUUCUCUCUCCAAAAACUUUUUCAGCCCAAAAAAGCAUCUGAUAACUUUUAAAACUCUUUGCAGUCACUUUUUUGCAGUCUUUCUCGUAAAUUCGAACAACUAUUUUCCAGCGAAUUUUUUUCCGAAUUUUUAGAACGUCUUAUAUAUUUCCAAACAUUAAUUUCGUCAAUUGAUUUCUUCAAUCAAUAAAUCAUUUCUUUGUUAUUUUUUUCAUAAAUGCAAUCGACUAAGCGCUGAGCAGGAAUUUCUUAAGCUAUAACGAAUAUAACCGCCUUUGGCGAACUAGAAGUUCAAACGUGUAGUUGAUCUAGUUAAAAACGGCGUUACUGUCCUUCGCCUCUUUCUUCUGCGGCCACUUCGAGUUCACACGGAAGAUGAAAAAUCUUGCGUGGUAAUGAUGAAAAAUUUGGAUUUUAUUUGAAGAAUAAUAAAAUUUUGUGAUUUUAGCAAGUCGACUACGUCUCUGUCGUCGGGAAGAAGAACACGGGCAGAGGUUUUCUUUGCCACUAUAACACAAUAUUUUUUCUUUCAGACACUACCGACGUGUCAGUUGUCAGUUCAAAUCAAGGGGUGAGCAUCGUCGACUCGAAGAUAGAAUCGGAAACCACUCGCUAUUAG
Messenger RNA from Caenorhabditis auriculariae, 1241 nucleotides. Lineage: Eukaryota; Metazoa; Nematoda; Chromadorea; Rhabditida; Rhabditidae. The record is from the annotation of a GenBank genome assembly.